This is a messenger RNA of Pseudocercospora fijiensis CIRAD86, 1017 nucleotides long. RefSeq lists its product as uncharacterized. The record is from RefSeq and is a predicted model, not a curated record. Lineage: Eukaryota; Fungi; Ascomycota; Dothideomycetes; Mycosphaerellales; Mycosphaerellaceae. The transcript has 11 exons. Bases 1 to 1017 code for a protein of 338 amino acids.
AUGGUGCUCUCUCGACCCGACACUAAAUUAUUCAUGAAGCCACGAAGCCUGUCCAUGACUUCGAUCUUGUACUAUAUGCAUUCCGAGCUUUCAAGCUUUACUGGUCAGCAUCGCUUUGUUAAAAUGUCGAGCAUACAAAGAGGACUGCAUUCGUUCCAUAAGCUGAGAAAGCCACUGACUUACCUCGUCUGUCACUGGUUGCCGCACGCUGACUGUACGGGAUCAAAAUGUCCGGCAGACGUGUUGCAAAAUCAAGAAACGUAUUCCAUGGUCUCAGUCCUUCCCGAAAAGGCAAGACCAAUAGCAGCUCUCGAGCCUUUGACGAGGCCCGCUGCGCGCCAGAUCAUUCAUUCGUCGCAUUUCGACAGUCGUAAGUCCGUUCAUUCACCUCAGCGCACGCUCAAUCCUACCUGGAGAACUCAAGCCCUUAGUCCUGCUGGACAACGCUUGAGAUACAAAAUGCCGCCAUCGAACGGUCGAGGCGAGCUCCUGUACAACGAGAAAAAAGAGCUGGAGCGUCUGGAAGAGAUGCGUGCGCAACUAAAAGAUCGAAUGGUAAAGCUGGAGCUUUGGGAUGUCGGCGAGGAGAGCGAUUCGCGCUUGGAAGCAUUGGUCGAGCAGAUUGCGUCCAUGCCUCUCAACUUGCUAUACCACCCUAAAGUGAUGAGGGAUUUGAAUGAGCGAACUAUGAGGAUCCCAGCGACUGCCCAAAACCGCCAAAAGCAGUCAGUUAGCUUUACGAACGGAUUAUCUGUAGUCGCGCACCUUCAAACCGAGCGCAACUAUCUGCCUCUCGAUCGCGCUCGCACAAGCGAUGCCAAGACCGCCGACUCGACCGGCAGAUCGAAGCCUCCAAUUCAGAUCGGAAAUAAUGAGGAUCAGACCCAGUGUCGACGUAUCAAGCAUUCAAGGAGCCAAGGGACGGACACUAUAUACGUCGAAGCGAGCGCGCAGGGUGGCAGAAAGCUGUAUUAUGUUGGCCGCCGCAUGAGUUAUCGCAGUCGGAGCGGGAGUUGA